Hypoxylon fragiforme is the source of this 1230-nucleotide messenger RNA. Its product is annotated as mitochondrial 18 KDa protein-domain-containing protein. Gene Ontology annotation, cellular component: mitochondrion. NCBI's taxonomy places the organism in Eukaryota, Fungi, Ascomycota, Sordariomycetes, Xylariales, Hypoxylaceae. Gene Ontology annotation, biological process: mitochondrial fission. Bases 160 to 1053 code for a protein of 297 amino acids. The transcript has 2 exons. The record is from RefSeq and is a predicted model, not a curated record.
CAGAUGCAGUAAGAUAAGAUCUUUAAACCCGCCAAGCCCCGCUUGUCCGGAUACCUACCUAUGUAUUACUGGCACCUACGGGUUUACCAUUUACAACCUGUUGCUUAAUUUCUUAUUUCAUUCAUUUCUAGUACGUAAAUUCUAUCAUUUAAUUUCAAGAUGUGGUGGGACAAAGGCCCAGAUAAAAAACCCGAAGCCUCGAAAGACAAGCCCUCGGGAACACCCGACGCAACCAAGAUCGACCCGAGUCGCGAUGCCACCCAGUUCGACCCCGACAAACUUCCUGCCCGGCGCGAACUGCCCAAGACUUUACAGAGUAUCGUGGACAAGUCGGACAGAGAUGAGAACUUCUUCGAUGAACUGGUAGACGGGUACGCUGCCGACUCUACCGAAUCCAAUGUCCGAUAUGCCGCCUACGCCAACAGGUUGCGCACGAUUAUGCUCUCGGCCCACCGAUAUGUGGCAUACACCUCAGACAUAGGAGAGUCAUUCAGGCCUGUCGCGCAUCCAUGGAUAGUACGGGGUGCAUACGGUGUUUCGUGGGCCUAUAUUCUCGGCGAUCUGUCGUACGAAGGCUACAAGGCGUACUGGAGCAACCAGAGAAUCCUAAACCCGCAAAUAGUCCUAUCGGAAAAGCAACAGAAACUUACCGGGCUAUCGACGGUCGCGCCCCCAAAUGCCGAGCCCGGCGUUGUGUCUCCCCUGGAAGACUACAGAACGGUGAUGGUACAGCGAGGUAUCUUCCAGAGUCUUGCCUCGAUGGGACUUCCCGCCUUCACGAUCCACAGCGUAGUCAAAUACUCCGGAAAGGCCAUGAAGGACGUCAAGAACAAGACGCUGAGAGUGUGGGGUCCCAUAGGGCUUGGCCUUUCCGUCGUUCCGUUCCUACCGAUGCUAUUUGACGAACCCGUUGAAAACGCAGUGGAGUGGAUGUUCCACACGGGCUUCGCGCUAUACGGAGGCAAGGAAUACAUCGGCAACUCUCCGUCUACAGGGCGAGAAGCAGCUUUGAAACAGAGACCUGGAACGCAAGCCAAGGAGAAGGAAUUGUAAAAUUAUUAAAACAGGAGACGUAUAAAGGAAUGCUUUAGAUUUUAUCGUGGUGUGGAGAGACAUGGACCACCUCCCCUUUUAAUCAAGAGUCGCACACCUCACCUCGCUACAAAGCGCACGGUGUAUUAAAUCAAAAGAAAAAGAAGAAAAAAAGUGAAGUAUUUAUGGUCUGAACCG